Peromyscus californicus insignis is the source of this 11500-nucleotide messenger RNA. Its product is annotated as cytochrome P450 7B1. Lineage: Eukaryota; Metazoa; Chordata; Mammalia; Rodentia; Cricetidae. Gene Ontology annotation, molecular function: oxidoreductase activity, acting on paired donors, with incorporation or reduction of molecular oxygen; heme binding; iron ion binding. The record is from RefSeq and is a predicted model, not a curated record. Gene Ontology annotation, biological process: bile acid biosynthetic process; cholesterol homeostasis.
UCAUAGAAAAGACAGUACAUUUUGCUUACAUUUCCCACAAGCUCACAAUGCCCCAUUUCUCAAAGAUCCAACCAUCACACUGAAGACUAAGUCUCUAGCACAAGGGUCCCUCAUGGUCAACCACAUCUAAACUAUGGUACCGGUACCGUUACAGUCAUGUGAUAGAUAAGGGUGACCUGAAGAGCAUCCUGAUAUCCAUGGCUCUUCUGAGACUCAAGUGUAUUGCCCUUUCUCUUGACUCUGCUUUUACUUCAGGUUUUUUUUUUCUUCUCCUUGUCCCCACCCCCUCAUUGGUGUGAAAAUAUCUGUUCUCAAAGAAAAUGGUCUGAUAAGAUAUGGUUUGUCAUCUAACUCUGAAGACACUUCUGUUUUUGGAGGCCUCUGGUCUUAAAGCUAAGCCAUGAUGGCUCCUUUAGAUUUGAUUAUUGAUUGUGGUCCAAUUAGAGCAUCCAAAGUACACAAGAUAUUGCUGAAAUCCAAUGUUGAAACAACUGUGGCUGACUUCUGAAGGGAACCGGUAGGUAGUCAUAAUUACACAGUUCUCAUAGCUCUUUGCAGUAUAAGUCCACAUUGGAAUUAAACCAGUUUUUUCAGGUUUAACAAACAAAAAAACAGAUUCUCCAGUUAAAAUGUGAAUUGUGAAAAGACAGCGAAUAAUACUGAAAGCAAUAUUUGGUAUCUAUUUUAUUCCUUGAUGUGUGUAAUUGUGCUAAAAUGAUUCUUUUGCUUCAGGCACAGUAUGCACCUAUUCUAGAAGGAGAAACAGACGUAGAAAUAGCAGAUGUAAUGGAAAAUGAAUCUGAUGGGAUGAAAGUGGCAACAGUGGACUAGAAGGAAAGAGUCACAACAAAAGGAGAAUUUUGGAUAAUUUUAUGAGGAGAGCAGGAUUUAAAUGAGGCAAACACCUGUAAUCUCAGCACUCAGGAAGCAGAGACAGAAGGAUCACCACUAGUUUGGGGCUAGGCUGGUCUAUAUAGGGAGUCCCAAGCAAACAUGAGUUGCAUCCUAAGACAUAGUCUCAGAAAAUGAAACAGAAACAAACAAACAACAAACAACAAUAGCAACAACAAAAACCUUAAGCAGUGGAAUUAGAGCUGGACCUUGAUAGGUAAGGAUAAUGUGAGCAUUUAGAGGAGAGAGCACUUUUUGUUUUCAGGCAGAAGGAACUCUUAAUCAUAGGAGCGUGUGGGUGGGAUGUGGAGUACAAAACGGCUCAGGCAUGAGUUUCAUGGGAACUGCCAUAGAGCAAGGUGACUUGGUGUCAAAGAGACAAAUUGUGGAGGGCUUCUGAUGAACUAGCCUGCCUCCAUCUUAGGCUUGAAAUCCAUCUUGUAGUAAAGACAAACUGGGUUCAUUUCUGUUUAUGAUUUAAUCUCUGUUUCUCAAGGAUUGGGCUGUGCCCCACCUGUAACCUUAAGUACGAAUGGCUCUGUACUGCCCGUUCCAGGAAGUAGCAACCAGGCCUUUGUUUCAAAAGAUUAUAUGACACCUGUUGUUAUGACCACCUUGCAAUCAUGUAUUUGUUUCAAAAAGUUGUAAUGACCAUCUUGCUACUCAAUUCUUUCAAAAGGUUAUGAUUACCUUGUUCGGACUAUCUUAUUAGGACCACCUUGUUAUGUUCUGCUUCUACAACCCUCCAUUUGGAACCCCCCCUGCCCUGCCCUAUAAAAAUUUUGUCUUCCUCAUGUCCAAUGAUGACCUCUCAAACCCCACCCUAAAGGGAGGCAGCCCCUGCAUUCGGAUAGAAAAGCUUGCAUGAACUAACUUGGCCAUGAUGGUUUGGGUUGGUGAUCUUUCUCUUUGCAUCUUUGGCACUGACACUUCUCAUUGUACAUGCAGUACUUAUCAUUUUCAGAGUCUGGGACAGGGUAAAAGCAGAUCUGUGUAGAAAGGUGAGAGGCCUGGAAACCAAUUUUGAAGCUGUUAGUAAUAAUUGUUCAGGGAUGGGGUGAGGGUGUAAACUGUCUUGCCUAGUGGAAAAGAUAAUGAAGAUUUAGAAUAAGAUUUAGUUAGAAGGGAAAAUACUCACCAACUGAGUCCACAGGACAACUUGAAUAUCCUGAUAUUUUCUAUGAACUACUGCUGAAACUUAAUUGUAGGUUUUGGGAGUAGACACAUAAACUGUCUGCUGGGUAGUCAUUACUCAGGAAAAACGCUAUGCGUGUGUGGUGGUAGUGGGGGUGUGUCUACUUGUGUUUGGUAUGGGUUCUUGUGUAGUUAAAAAUCAGGUCUCUUUCUCAACAGGUCUCACUUUGUUGAGGCAGGGUUUGACAGCCACAAGCCUGUAUCUACUGAACCAUCACCCCAGCCCCCAUGAGAAGAUACUUUCCAAGUGUCUUCCUUCUCUGCCUGUACAACGUGCUGUACACCUUGGCUUGUGGUCUACUGCUGAUUUUUACCUGUGGCUUCUUUCUGAGCUGUGCACCUCAGUAAUCCUUCUGGAAGAUGGCCUGGCCUCCUUAGCCCAGUCUGUGGUGUGAGCACAUAUUAUGCCCUGGACCUCAAUCUAAGCACAAUAGGAUGUUGGUGAUGAAGGAAGUGGGGAGCACAUCCCGUGCUAUGUGCCAGCAGUUUAGGAAGACCUGCGCCACCGGGCCAAGUUCCAAGCAUGGUGGGUGGGAGAGGCGUCAGGCAGGGUCCUUCCUGUGGGUUCACUGCUGACUCAGAAACGAAACCCCCCUCCUCCAGGCCUCCACGGAUCCAUCUGGGGAAAUCCUAAUCCUUUCCCUCUCCCUUGGCAGGGUUCCUGCCACUGGAGCGGGAGGCGGCGCGAGGCGCUUCAGGGACCGCGGGGACAUUCUGUUCGGCGCCGCCGGCCAGGCCAGAGCCUCGGGUGGAGAAGAGAGGGCACCGUGCAGAAGCCAUCGCUCCCUGCAGAGCCGCCAGCGUGUCGGGAUGAAAGGAGCUGCGACCCCAGACGCGGGCUUGACCACGCUGCUCACCCUCCCGGGCCUGCUCUUCAUCGCCAUCCUGCUGCUCCUGGCCCUGCACCUCCUCACCCUGCGCACCAGGAGGCCUGGUGAACCUCCCUUGAUAAAAGGUUGGCUUCCUUAUCUUGGCAUUACCCUGAAGAUCCAGAAGGAUCCAUUAGCUUUCAUGAAAACUCUUCGAAGGAAAUAUGGUGAUACUUUCACUGUGCUGCUUUCGGGGAAGUACAUUACGUUUGUUCUGAACCCUUUCCAGUACCAUCUCCUAAUGAAAAACUCCAAACAAUUAAGUUUCGGGAUGUUCAGCAGAAAGUUAUCAGUGAAAGCCUUCUCCAUCAAGAAGCUGUCAACUAAUGAUGACCUUAAUGACGACAUUCACAGAGCUUACCUGCUUUUACAAGGCAAAGCUUUAGACAGUCUCCUAGGAAGCGUGAUCCAAGAACUAAAAGAAAUACUUGAGCCCCAACUACUAAAAAGCACAGAUUGGAAAACGACAAGACUGUUUCCAUUCUGUAGCUCACUGGUAUUUGAGGCCACCUUUACAACUAUAUUUGGAAAAGUUCUUGCUGGUGACAGGAAAAAAAUUAUCAGUGAACUAAGAGAUGAUUUUUUAAAAUUUGAUGAUAUGUUCCCAUACUUAGUAUCUGAUAUACCCAUUCAGCUUUUAACAAAUGUGAAAUCUAUGCAGAAGAAGCUUAUAAAAUGCCUCUCAUCAGAAAAACUAGCUCAGAUGCACGGAUGUUCAGAAAUUGUUCGGGAAAGGCAAGAUAUACUGGAGAAACACUAUAGGCGUGAAGACUUUGAAAUAGGAGCACAUCAUCUUGGCUUUCUCUGGGCCUCUCUGGCAAACACCAUUCCAACUAUGUUCUGGGCAAUGUAUUAUCUUCUUCGGCACCCAGAAACCAUGGAAGCACUGCGUGACGAAAUUGACAGCUUCCUGCAGUCAACAGGUCAAAAGAAAGGGCCUGGACUUUCCAUCCACUUCACCAGAGAACAAUUGGACAGCUUGGUCUGCCUGGAAAGCACCAUUCUCGAGGUCCUGCGGCUAUGCUCCUACUCCACCAUCUUUCGUGAAGUGCAAGAGGAUAUGAAUUUCAACUCAGAGACUAGCAGUUACUGUCUGCGGAAGGGAGACUUUGUGGCCAUCUUCCCUCCAAUCCUACACACUGACCCAGAAGUCUUUGAAGCUCCAGAGGAAUUUAGGUUUAAUCGAUUCAUAGAAGAUGGCAAGAAGAAAACAACCUUUCUCAAAGACGGGAAAAAGCUGAAGUACUGUGUUCUGCCGUUCGGAUUCGGAGCCAGCAAAUGUCCAGGCCGAUAUUUUGCAGUUAAUGAAAUAAAGCUACUAUUGGCUAUGAUUUUAACUUAUUUUGAUUUAGAAAUAGUUGACAAGAAGCCUCUAAGACUCAAGUACAACCGUUUGUUGUUCGGUAUUCAGCAUCCCGAUUCUGAUGUCUCAUUUAGGUACAAGGCAAAAUCUUGCCAAAUCUGAAAGGGUGGCAAAGAAGUUUAUCAGAGUGGAGCUACAUGUGCUGAGCUCCGUGGUUUGAUGUAGUCCUGCAAACGCAACUACUAUGUUUGUCUGUUUGAAAAUGGCAAAUUUAUAUUUGAUCCGAGAUCAAUUCAGUUUGUUCUUGGUGACAAAAUCUAUCAUAAAAUACAGCAGGGCAGUGGCAUAAAAAAAUGUCAUGGCAAUCAUUUCAGGAUAAGUUCAAAGUAACAAUUUCAACUUUGUUCUUACUGCAUUUUUUUUAUCAUUUGUUGUGAAUGUGCUUUUCCAGUAAUAAAUUUGGCCCUGGAUGAUAUUUUUUAAGUUACUGAAAUCCUCUAAUAUGAUUUUAUGUUCUGCCGGAAAAGUGUGCCAUUGGACAGUCUAACAAUUUCCAAAUUCUCAGAGGAAAAGGAAAUUAAAUCCCACAAGUUACACUGUAUGAAAAUGUUCCCUUCAAGUAGAGUAUCAAAAAUGUCCUAUCACUGGGGUACCUUUGCAUUAAAUGAGUUUUGCAAUAGAUUAAAUGUUCCAACUUCCCUUCAAUAUUUAAUCAUUCAUAAAUGCUCUUUAUAACUUUGUAUUCUACAGCUCAAUAGAACAAAAUUUCUUGUUAUUUAAGACCUCUCAUGUUCAAGUUAGAUACUGUUAAAAUUUAAUAUAUAAGAAAACACAAAGGCUAUUAUAUAUUCAGCAAUUGCUUGAGACAUUAGUAUUAGGUUUAUUAUGGAGGGAAAUGUUGAAGUCAUUAUAGCAUUGAUGGUAGUAUUGGUCUUUAGUAUAAAUUGUGUUAUUCUAAUACUGCAAUGAACCCUUUUCUAAAUGUUUCCAUUUAUAUAAACUGGGAAAUUAGAUAGUACUAUUUAUCUACAACCUUUUGGACUUAGAGGUUAGUUGUAUUAUUUUGGACAAGCACAUUAAACUAUACAAAAUAAUUUCAUAUGACACAAUAUAGCCUGUAUCAAUGAUUAAAAGAUUUCUACUAUCAAAUUUCCCAGUGAUUGACAUUUGGCAUAAAUGGAGAUACAAAAUGCAAACUCACAGGGCAAAUAAUUAAGCCAGAUUAAUUCAUGCUGCAUUAAUUAGAAAUUUUAAUGCUUUGGGAAUUUUCUAUUGGUUUUACAAAGGAAAUUGAUUUAAAAUAUCACUCUAAAAUACCUUUCAUACUAGGUAAAUACAACAUGGUAGCAUUUCUUUUCUCCUUUCUAAAGCAUAUGCUCAUUGAAUGGUGCUUGCAUGAAGGUUUACUGGCAUGAAUUCUGUUUUUGCUUGAUUGAGGUUGCUUUAUUUUCAAUUUCCUUCCUUUAUUAAAAAAAUUGCCAAAUGACCAUUUAUAACUACAUAAAUUCACAGAACACAAAGUGAGGUUAUGGCUUAUGAAAAUGAUGUGGAAUGAUUAGACCAACCCAAAUGAUUAAAUCAACUCAGAUACUUAACACCUGUUGUAAGAAUAUUUGAGGUAUAGUCUCUUAGCAUCUUUUAGCAUACAGUGCUCUCUUGUUAACUAUAUUAACAAGGCAAUGUGCUAAAACCUUUCCCACAUCCCCCAAGAAGACCAUGUUCCUCCUGGCUGAGAUUUUUAUACUUUUUGAUCAUUUCUCCUACACUUCCCCAACCUCCAUAAUCACCAUUUUCACUCUGUACUUUGGUAAGUUUAAUUAUUUUGAAUUUCAUGUAUUCUAAUUUUUUUCUUGCUAUGACAAGAACAUUGUGGUCAACAGUAACUUGUGGAGAAAAGAAUUUAUCAGGGGCCACACAUCCAAAUUACAAUCCAUUACUGAGGUCAAAUCAAGGCCAGAACUCAAGGCAGGAACCUGAUACAGAAACCACAAAGAAAUGCUGCAUACUAGCUUGCUCACUGGCUCAUUCUUAAUUAAUUUUCUUGUUGGCCAAAGUCCACCAGCCCAGGAAAUGGUAGAGCCCAUAGGACCUGGACCCUGCCAAAUUAACCAUUAAGGCAAUCUUUCAUAGACAUGGCCACAGGCAUCUGAUGAAGGCGAAUCUUCAAUUGAGGUUCCCUCUUCCUAGAUAUUCUAUAUUGAACCAAGAUGAAAUUAAAUUAAAGCAAAUACAUGAGGUAGAGUACCUGGUAUUAGUCUAUCUCUGCUUGGUUCUACUUCACUUAAUGUUCUCUAAAUCUCUCUAUGUUGAAUCAAACAACAGAAUUUGUUUUGUUAAGGCCAAGCACUAUUCCAUCACAUGUACAUACCACAUUGCCUCUAUUCCUAGGCUUUCUCUAACCACCCCUACCUCCUCCAUACAAUUUCAUGACACCCUUCGUUUUCCUGAAAACAAAGGACAUGUGUGAUGUCCCAUCCUCAGGCCCAUCUGACCCUCUUCCUUCGGAGAGUCUCUCUGGUUGAUUUGGACCCACCAACUUGUCGGCUUUCAAAUUUUCCAUCUCAUGUAAUUUCUAAGUUCAGUGAUUGAAUGUCUCAGUUGAUAAUUCUUCGUUCUUCCUUUCUACCUGGUCAUAUUUUGUAAAUCUUGUUCCUCUAAUGUACCUUCACUGUCUCUUUAACUAUAGUCGGCAUGGUUUAUAUUCUGUACCUGGCAUCUCAAACCCACUCUUAUUUUAUGGAUUUGAUUCUGUAGUCCCCCUUUCCCGCAGUGCUUCUGAUGGCUUAACUACUGAGCCUCUGUUCCUUGUAAUUUUACUUCUGAAAAGUGUUUUUGACCGGGGUUUAAUGUCCAUUCCUCAACGUAUAACUUGUGUUUGGUUUUUGUCUUACUGUUUAUGUUUCUGUCUAAUUCAGAUUACUGGGAAUGCUCACCUGGAAUAUUUGGGAGGUGACAUGGUACACUGCUAAGUAACUGUGAAUUCCAGCCUUAAAUGAAACACUGUGAUUAAGGGUGUUUGGUUUUGUUUGGGGUGUUUGCUACGGUUUUGUUGUGUGUUUGCUUGCUUACUUGUUUGUUUGUAAGAUAGGGCCUCAUUAUGUAGCAAAGAUACAUUUACCAAGGUCUGCCUGCCUCUGCCUCCUGGGUGCUGGGGUAAAACUUAAAACCCAUGAUCAGGAACAGGCAGGUGGACCAUUUGAUUGCUUCUUUGUUUCAACCAGACACAGAUUAAGACAUGAAAAUAUGUCUAAUCCUGCACUGUAGAGCAAUGUUUCUAGUCCACCCACCAAAUAUGUUGGCUCUGAAAAUUACUGACUCUGUGCAGAAGUCUUGGAUUUUAUACACACACAUAUACACACACACACAUGCAUGCUUAUGCCAUGUUGAGCCCUAGACUUUCUCUCCUACCUGCCACAAAAUACAGUCUAUUUCAUUUGUAUUAGGAUAUGGAGUCUGCCUUGAUAUCUGAAUGGAUAUCCUCCAUAUUGUAAAAUUCAACAAGCAGUAUACUUUCAUGAUAUUGCAGCAGAGAAAACCACAAGAAAUUAUUGCAUCCUAACUUCUGCUUAAUAUAUACUUAAAAGUGUAUAUACAAAUUUUAAAAAAAUAAAAAGAAUGAUUGAAGAACUAUUAUGUGAAAUAAUUAGAAAGAAGCGAGGAACAUACCUGCAACCUUAGCUUUCGGGAGGCUGGGAUAGUAGGAGCCUCAAUUCUUAGAAUAAAGUGAAACCCUGAUAUUUACCAAAAAAGAAAGAAAGAAAGGAAAGGAAAGGAAAAGAAAGGAAGAAAGGAAGAAAGGAAGAAAGGAAAGAAGAAAGAAAGAAAGAAAGAAAGAAAGAAAGAAAGAAAGAGAGAGAGAGAGAGAGAGAGAGAAAGAAAGAAAGAAAGAAAGAAAGAAAGAAAGAAAGAAAGAAAGAAAGAAAGAAAGAAAGAAAGAAAGAAAGAGAGAAGAAAGGUCAUGGGAUCUAGCUGCCUUAUUAUCAUCAACACAUGUGAACUUACUUUGAAAAGAGAAUUAGAAAGUUUAACAGACACUUAAGCAACUUUUUGUCUUUUAAAAGUUAUUUUGGGGGCGGGGGAAAGGGAAGAGAGAUAGCUCAGCACUUAAAAGCACUUGCUGCUCUUCCAGAGAACUGAGUUUGGUUCUUAGCACCCACAGUAGGCAGCUUAUAACUCAAGCUCUAGGGGAUCCAACACCCUUUUCUGACCACCGUGGCUACCCACACACAUAUGGCAUUCAUAUAUGCAGACAUAAGCACAUACUCAAAAAUAAAAAAUCUUUUUAUUUUUAUUAGUUCUUUGGGAAUUUUGUACAAUGUUUUUUGAUCAUAUUCCUCACCUUCCCCCAACUUCUCCCAGAUGCAUCCCCCUUGCCUACCUGGCCAACUCUGUGUCCCCUUUUUCCAUCAGGUACAAUUUGUACUGCCCUUAUAGUCUUGGGUGUGUGGCCUUACUGGAGCUUGGUUGAUCCACCAGGGGCAAGACCCUUAGAGAAACUUCCAUUUCCUUUUCCCAGCAACUAUCAGUUUCCAGUUGCAACUUAGCUAGGAGUGGAACGGGACUCCAUUCCCAUCUCCCACAGGUCUUGUACAUGCUGUUACAGCCACUGUGGUUCAUAUCUUCAACUGUACUGGAAUAUCCAGUCAAUACUGUUUUCUAGUAGUCAUCAACUAGCCCUGGAUCUCACAAACUCUCUGCCCCUUCUUCUGCAAUCAUCCCUGAGCCUUGAAAGGAGGAGUUGUAAUACAGAUGCUCCACUAGGGCUGAACAUUGCACAAUCUGCUAUUGUCUGAACCUUGACCAGUUGGGGUCUCUGUGAUAAUCACAAUCUAUUGGAAAAAUAAGUUUCACUGAUGAUGGUUGAGAGGUGCAUUAAUCUAUGGGUAGAACAAUAAGAUAAUAGGAGGUUAUUUAAUACAUCAUGUUAAUUCAGUUGAGUAGUAGGAAUAGGUUUUUUCCUACGUCACAUGUCAUGUAUAUCCACAAGUUCUUGAUUCCAAUAACAGUGCCAAGCAUGGGUUUCAACUUGUGAAGUGGACCUUAACUCCAACCAGAAAGUGAUUCGUUAGUCCCAUGGUGUUUGUGCCACUCAUGCACCCGUCAUUAUUGGAGCUCAGCUGGGUAAGAUUGAUGACUACUUUUCCCCGCUGGUAACACUCCUAGCAUCUUCCAGCACUAUGAAAGCUAGCAAUUGGGAAUGAAGUUUCCAGGCCAGCUUGGUUUGUCCAUGCUGUGUCUCCCAAUUAUGUAGUGUCUUUAGAAGUGGGAUUUUACUGUCAAAUUCUAGAUGGUAUCCAAGAACAUUGCAAUAACUGUAAUGUUAUGGGUCCAUGUGACCUUAAUGACUAGCAAUUCCAAAGGAGGUAACCUAUUCUUGGCACUGAGUGGGGCAUUUUAUUUGUUGUUUCAUGGUAUAUAGUUGGCAUCUUGUUGCCUCAUGAUAUAAUAACUCCAUCAAAAAUCAUUUUAUAUAUGAGUAUGCUUAUAUUUUAGGAAACUUCUAAAGUAGUAGGUCAUGUGUUUGAUAUGGGAAUGUUUUAGAGUUAUUGUUUUCUCAUUCAUUUAUUUGAACAAAUAUUUAUUGAGCAUUUCCACUAGUUAGAUAUAAUACUGUGCAAUGGAUUAACAUUCCCCUUCAUGAAAAUCCUUUUUUUGGAGAAAAUGAUAUAUCAAUAACUUACCUGUUGCCAGUUUGGUUGUAAAGAAUAAAUUUCUCUUUUUAAAAUUAUUUUAAUACCUGAUUUAGUAUAUCAUCUAAAUAGCCUUUUCCAGCAACCAUUAUAAAGUAGUGUUCCAUAAUAGAUUAUCAUAUACAAAUUGCACAAGCUAAAAUAUUUAUAGAAGGACUAUGGGGUCACCAAGAUGGUUCAGUGAAUAACUCUGCCUGCACUCAAACCUGAUGACCUGAAUUUCGUCCCUGGGACCUUACAUGGUAGAAAGAAUUGACUCCUACAAGUUGUCCCCUGUCCUAUAUACACACACUCACAAUCACACACACAUAUACAGACACACACACACACACACACACACACACACACACACACACACACACACACACAUACACACACACAGGUGUGAAUAGACACAUACAUAUAAUUAAUUAGUACAUGGAUACAUGUAAUUUUAAGGUAUUGUGAUGGUAUGAUUAAAAAAAGUAUAGCCAAAAACAAAUAGUCGUUGAGUCUUCAGAAUUUUGUAACUAUUUCAUAUAUCCUAAAUUUUCUUUUCAUUUUCACAGCUUCACCCAAGUUUUGAGUAAAUGGAUAUAUACUAUUGUUUUACAUCUGUGACCAAGUAUAAUUACAUAUUUGAUUGGUUAGCAGAGACUAAAUGCCCUGUGAGGCUCUUUAGCACUAUUUUUACUAAGUAAGGCACGUUGAAGAGCAAGCUUUACUGGACUUUCCAUCUGCUUUGUCCUGGCCUCCCUGACCCUGUUGUUGUACCAGCUGCAUUUUUUAUCAGAUCUUGGGUCACAAAGUGAUACUCAUAAUUCAAAUACACACUGUUCAUCUGUGCUUAUGUCAUCGUAAAAAGUUAUUUGAAUAAUAUUUCCUUUAAACAGCUUCUCACUUAACAAUAUAAUCUUAAAAUUUCAUCAAAGACCAAAGCACAAAAUAUAUUCAGGUUUUAACUGUAGAAUAGAAUGUAACGUACUGUGUAGAGCGUAGUUUCCCAGCUUUAAAAUGUGCACUUUGUAACCUGCUGAGUUUGUCAGUGUUGCAAACUCUUGUUUAGUUGUGCUACGUUAUUAGGAAUUUGUGCGUGAAUACUCAAUUGGGAAAAAGUUAGCCUGCAAGAUUACUCUCUGUAGCACUAUUUUGAGUUAUAGCGAGCAAUUUAAUAAAACGGUAUCACUUACUUAACACAAUCAUUACUUACUCUUCUUACAGUGUUAGAUCAGUGACCAAUGAGUUUUGAACUUUUUAACUUGAAUGUAUUUUUCUAUUAAAUUUCUAGAGCAGAUAACAUUUAAUUCAUGAAGAAUUCAAGCACACAAUUUUGAAUAGCUGAAAAUUUGUCAACAGUUACCCUUCAGGAUGUGUUUAGACUGAAGUGUUCUAAAAAUAUGAACUAUUGUCUUGAUACGUUUGCUUACUAUGUUUGAUUGUUAAAAGAUACUGACAAAUCUAUAGAAAUGCAAGUUAUCUUAAAGAAGUGUUGACUAAAUUCAAAUAUUGUACAAAUGAAAUAUUUAAUGUUAAUUUACAAUUUAAAAAAUCAAUAAAUCAACUUUUAAAUCACA